AUGUUCUAUGGUUCGCGAUGGACAAAUAAAAGAGUCUUAGGAAUGAAAAAUGAUUAUGAUGAUGGCCAGAUGUCACCGGUCGAUGAUGAAGAAAUUCUAAAUGUAGAAAGAGGCGAUUAUUUCCAUCCGAGUACUAAUAAGGAUGUUAUAAGAUUACAAAUGCAACAUUUUCUUCUUAGAUACAUCUGGGAAGGAAAUUAUUCGUCACCGAUCCAUGAUAAAUUUAUUGAUGGAGGUGUUAGAGUGUUGGAUAUUCAAUGUGGUUCCGGAAUCUUCAUUACAGAUCUAGCUACUGAGUAUCCGACAUCAACCUUUAUCGGUAUUGAUGAUGAUGAAGCUCGUGCUCGUAUACAAAUCGAAUUGCCAAAUGCUGAAUUCAUUCAUCACAAUGAUAUGUUAGAAGGGUUACCAUUCCCAGAUGAUACUUUUGAUUUAGUGAGCCAAAGACUUUUCACGACAGUAUCCAUUAAUAAAUGGGAAAUGUUUAUCUUUCCAGAAAUUAUUCGUGUAUUGAAACCGAAUUCAUAUUUUGAAUUUAUGGAAAUUCCAGUUUGGAAUAAUAUGGGCUCUGUGACGAAAGAGAUACUGAAAUCCUACGACGAAUAUUUAGAAACAAUAAAUGUUUACCAUACGGAACCUCUCUUAUUAGAACAGAUUAUAAAACGCUCAGGACUCGUAAAAAAUGUUAAUUGUUGUUCAAAAACUACUCAUUUAUGGAAAGGAAUGAUCGGUCAAUUGCUUUUUCGAAAUCAACUUCAAAAAAUUGAAUCACAUAAAUCUGGUCUAUGUGCAUAUUUGAAAAUAAGCGAAAAGCAAUUUGACAGUAUGUUAGAAACGAUGCAAGAUGAAAUAGUAAACUAUAAGAGCUCCCUCACAACUUAUAG
Messenger RNA from Dentiscutata erythropus, 884 nucleotides. The record is from the annotation of a GenBank genome assembly. Lineage: Eukaryota; Fungi; Glomeromycota; Glomeromycetes; Diversisporales; Gigasporaceae.